CAUUCUCUAUCGCAAAACAUCGACACUCUCUCUCUGGCUUAACAGUCUGUUAUAUUCCAUACCUCUGCACUGGUUGCAUUUCCUUUGUUACACCUCGACUCCCACGCGCCUUUUGGCUUUUCGCACCUCCCCAAAUACUCUUCUUCAUCUCGAUUCCGCGAAUCCACUCGCGCGACCUCGUCCACUAGUCCUCCGCAUGCCACUUACAAUGCCUGGCAAGGAUUACUCACCCUUACACGUGUAGUUCCUUCGUUCGACAAGCUCACUGCAUGACCAUUCUCAUUCGCUCGCCGGUCUGCGUUGUCAGUAUUGGGUGAUGGCCUACGCUGCGGUCUCACAGGCUGAGCACGAUGCCAUCUACGGCCAAUCCCCCGACUUGACCCUGCAUGCCAAUACCCUCCCCGAAAUAUCCAGCCCUCCGUUAUCUGUGUCCAUUGACCAUAUAUCGCGUGAUGGCGACCGCUCGGGUGUCUCACAGACCGCUCCGGGUGCUGUAGGGGUCGAAAAUCUCCUCAAGUCUCUCAGUUCGUCGCAGUCAUACGAGAUGGUGGAGGACGACGACUACGAGGAACCCAAUACCACGCCGCACGGGCUGGGUUUGGGUAUGAAGGAAUACGCGGCUGCACAAGACGACACAAUAACAUUCCAGUCAGAAGAACCUCCAAUCAGAACCGCGUCCAUCAGCCGAAACCUUCCUCUAAAUCAUCCGACCCCGGAUCUACAUGCCCUGCAAGGGGCUUUGGUCAAGAAUGUGGAGAGACUCGAAGAGAGUGCCGAGCGGUUGAGCAUGACAUCGAGUCUGGAAGAGGAAUUGAACAAGAUGAAACUAGAUCAGAAGCGGGUCGAGCGACAGUCGUCUGCGCCUGCGAAUCUGGGCAAUGUAUUGCGUCCGUCAAUCAACAGACAAUUCUCGACCAGUUCGUGGUCAAACUCGAUCAUUGGAGUAAAUCAGACAGCCAGAUUAGGGGGUUAUUCACCGGCAGGAUACAUCACCUCGCCUACAGGCUCGAUACACUCGGGACGCUGGCCGCACCAACACAACCUGGAACGCAACUCUUCAAAGGGUAGCCGUCGCGACCAUACACCUCCAGAACCUCCCCUCGAUCCAGCUACUUCUGUCCUCCCCGAACAGGCGGAUAUUGUCCAGUCGUCUGCCGACUCCAAUGGCUCCAUACAAGAAGAGAGACCACCCACUUCUGGUUCGAACGAUACCUACCGGCAAGCCCAAGCAGCUUUCAAUGACUUUGACGGUGUCCACUUCAACUCUGGCGCGUCAAUAUCUCGACGUAUAUCCUUACAGCAGCCUCCACUUGCAAGAGACUCCAAAGUCUACAGAGAAGCACAACCGGGCGAGCAAAUGAUCUACUACCCUGCACCAGUUCCUGUUAUGCUGAACCUGCCGCAAAGAUUGUCAAAGAUGGAUCUGAGUGAGCGAGAAAGGCGUCGACUUCAAGGUCUGUCCGCAAUACCCGAUGAUUUGCGCAAGUCAGCGCCAUGGCUGGCAGACCAAGCUAGCGUCAAGGUGCCAGGCGAUAGGAGUUCGCUGAAUUUACCACCACAACUGCGUGCCAGCGCCUUCUUUGAGCAGGCCAGUGUCACGCAGGACUUGCAGCUCAAGAACGGUUCUGCUAUCCAGACUCUGGACAGCAUACUUGAUGCAGCUGCUUAUGCUCCAGUUAGCGCAUUUACAGACCAUCCUAUUGCUGGCCAUCUAGGUAAAGAGGUGUAUGGACCAGAUGGAUCGCCACGCAAGAGCAUACCACCGACAGAGGAUAAGAAAAAGAAGCGCCGAAGCUCACUGAGUACGAUGCUCAAGACGAGAAGGUCGAGCACUGGACUAACUGGAGCACGAGUGAGUCGCACAAAGUCCAGAGACUCCAAGACUAUGUUGGACGACGAGGAGUAUGCAAGUGGAGACGACCUUGAUCGAGCAGCGGCCCAGUCUAUAGCCCCAGACGGAGAUGAGAUAUCGGAUCAUGGCGGAGAUGCAGAAGACGUCGCUUCUCAAGGAUUCUUCAGCGCCCCGACCACCUUGCUUGCCGAACUACAAAUGCGCAAGGCGCAACAGAAACAACGCAACAGGACUGCCGCAGACGCUUUUCCCAAUGGCAUGCAUUCGACCCUGCUUGAGCUUGAUGCAGUUACUCAGCUGCAGCAAAAAGCUCGAAAGACCAAACAUGUCACACUCGCAUGGGAAGAUCAUGAUGAAGCGAACAAGCAAAACUUUGACGAUGACGAUGUCCCUCUUGGCCUUCUUUUCCCCGAGAAAGACCGCUUAGAGACGUUCAACUCUCAUCGACCUGUCGGGCUUCUUGAGAGGCGAGAAAUGGAAGACAACGAGCGAUUGAGCCACAGACGCGCAAGGUUGCGAGGAGAACCGUUGCAGACGAUGCAACCAGACGCGGACCCUCCACACAUUGGGGAUGUGCCCGGCCUUUCUGAAGAGCCUGUGUCUGAAGGGGAAGAUGAGACUCUAGCUCAGCGUGCUGCAAGAAUGAAAGCGGAAAAGGAAAGGGCCGCUGAAGGAUCGUUUACAGCAGAGCUGAGCCAAGAAUUGGGUCUUAAUGUCAACAGAAGCGCUCCUCAGCCUUCGAAGACCCCUGAUGCUGAGGAGACCUUGGGCCAGAGACGGAAGAGACUCAAAGAAGAAGCUUUGCGCAAUGGUAGACAGGUCAGCGGUAAUAGCGCCGACGGUGCUACAAGACCGGGAUUGCGAUCGAUGCACAGCCUAGCUGAUGUAUUGCGAGCUCAUCCGGUGGGCGCCCAGGAUCGCAAGGUCUCCAAUGAAUCGAAGGGAUCUGGCCUAAGAAGUGGUUAUCCUCAGAAACCAUUGCUGAUCGUCGACGAAAACCCUCCGUUCCCGCAGCUGAGCUCGCAGCCAUUCCAGGCACCUAACUGGGGUUACGUUCAGCACAACGGCGCUUAUAUGAAUUCUUAUGGCAAUUUCUAUCAGCACAACAACCAAGCUGAGCAUGGGACUUUUGGCGGAGUGGCACCGGGCUUCUACGGUGCCCCGAUCCCAAUGCACAUGCAGCAACCCAUGGCUGGCUAUCCAUAUGGUUACGGCAACCAACCCUACAUCCAAGAUCCUAUGAUGGGACCGCCUCUUGACCCGAAGCAAAGGGCGCAGAUUGAUCGCUGGCGGCAGAGUAUCGCCUAGUAACCUCCCUAAUUGGAGCGGUGGUGACUGCCCGGCUUGGAUUGGAAGUUCGGUGGCGCGUAUCUUCUGGUCAGUAGGCGAGAGCUGUCCAGGUCUCCAUGAUUGGAAAGGAUGACCGGGAUAGAGACUGUAUGAUUACGAGAAGAUGAUACAAUGUUCUAUCAGUGUAAACCCAUGUUCUGGC
This is a messenger RNA of Exophiala xenobiotica, 3344 nucleotides long. RefSeq lists its product as uncharacterized. NCBI's taxonomy places the organism in Eukaryota, Fungi, Ascomycota, Eurotiomycetes, Chaetothyriales, Herpotrichiellaceae. The transcript has a single exon. The record is from RefSeq and is a predicted model, not a curated record. Bases 317 to 3160 code for a protein of 947 amino acids.